This is a messenger RNA of Closterium sp. Naga37s-1, 1635 nucleotides long. NCBI's taxonomy places the organism in Eukaryota, Viridiplantae, Streptophyta, Zygnematophyceae, Desmidiales, Closteriaceae. The record is from the annotation of a GenBank genome assembly.
AUGUUGCGAGAGGCGUCGCGAGCGUCGUCGCGCGCGUCGCAUGCAUCACGAGCGUCGUAUGCGUCGCAGGCGUCGGAGCUCCACAGUCAGUUGGCGGUUCUGUGGGAGAUGGCGAAUCGAGUGGCGAUUAACGGCACCGUCAUAUUCGUUUACUUCAACGCUGGCUACAACGAUAUGCUGGAGAACUGGGCAUGGCACGUGCAGGCGGUUGGACUUGGCGGCCAUUUCAUCAUCUUUGCUGCGGACCAGACAGCUCUAGCCUUCGCCACCAGCAAAUGGCCGGGCCAGAGUCUGAGAGAGAGGGGAAUGUGGGGGUGGGGAGGAGCAACGGCAGAAGGAGGAGGCGAGGGAGCAGGAAAGGCUAGUGGAAGAGCAGAGGGAGUGUCUGAUGGUGCAGGGACAGAGAGAGAGGAGGAAAGGCAGCAAAAGCGGCAGUUGCAAGAGGAGCAGGGGCAGAAGGGGGUUGGGGGAGGAAGUCAGGGGAACGAGGAGGGGGCACAGAAGCAGCAAUCGGAGCAGCAGCAGGAGGAGCAGAAGGAGCAGGAGGAGGAGCAGACGGAAGGGGGAGAGGAGGAUGAUUUUGAUGUCUACUUGACUCUGGAUGAAAGGGAUGGCGACCUGUUUCAGAACUGGCUCAAGGGCAUAUCGCUGCUUGGGUUUGGCGGGCGGUUCGUGGCUGCAGUGGCAGAGGAGGCCGUGGCAUCGUCUAUCCCUGGGUUCAGUAACCACCUCCUCCCCUUCCCUGCCCAAGUCCCCUCUGCCAAUGCCUCUCGGGUGUGCUCGGCUCUUCCGGCCCUCCUGGCGGCUCAGCUCAUGCAGGCAGAGCAGAGCACUAUCAUCAGUGAUGUCAGCAGCGUCUGGUUAAAAGACCCCUUCCCCUUUUUCUCCCCAGACUUCAACCUCGUUCUCCCUUCCUUCCGGGACCAUUCCUCAUCCCUCACAACCACUACGACCUCCUCUCACUCCCCCUACUCCUCCUCCUCCCCCUCCUUGUCUCUCGCUCUCCUCCCCACCUCGGCCUCCCCCUCCUCCUCUUCUCCCACUCAAACUUCAAAUCCCACCAACCCUUCCGCCCAUGCGGCUGCUACUGCUGCUGCUGCUGCUGCUGCUACUGAUGCUGCUGCCGCUGCUGCUACCACCACUGCACCUCUUUCUCAGCAGCAGCUGGGUUUCCUAUCUGUAUGGCUAAUAGCCCUUCGUCCCUCGGCACCCACUAAGAAUUUCACUUUGGAAUGGGCCAAGCAAGCUUUCUCCAAUCACAGGAGAAAAGCAGCGGAGAUAGGAGCAGGCCCCCCCGAAACCUCUACCAGCAGCGGUAGCAGCAGCAGCGACGGUUCUGGUUCGGGCCCAAGCCUCCGGUUCAGGUUCGGGAAGCUGCGAACCACGGGCCUCCAGGCUUGUAUGAACCGAGCCAUAGCACGUAUGGUGAAAGAGGAUGGUCAGAAGGAUGGAGGUUCGGUAGGGGUGCUACCAGUGCCUCUGUUCCCCCCUGGGUGGUUGGCAGUGGGGAACCGGGAGUGGUUUGAGGCGCAGCGAGAGCGGUUGGUUGCGGUGCAUAACAACUGUGGCAUGGAGAGCAAGCACAAGGCGAAAUGCUUCAGGAGUAUGAAGCUAUGGCUGAUUGAUGAGCGAUAA